This is a messenger RNA of Capsicum annuum, 992 nucleotides long. RefSeq lists its product as uncharacterized. The record is from RefSeq and is a predicted model, not a curated record. The coding region runs from base 424 to 867 and encodes 147 amino acids. Lineage: Eukaryota; Viridiplantae; Streptophyta; Magnoliopsida; Solanales; Solanaceae. The transcript has a single exon.
UUUUUUAUUUGGGAGGAGGGAGCUGGUAGGGGUGGCGUGUGAAAAGAUUUUGUUUUUUUGAUUAAUAAAUCGUGUAUUUUUAAUUGUAAUUAAUAAAUUAUUUUCUAACUUAUAAUUUCAAAUUCUUUUGAAGUAUAUAGAGUAGCCAUUGGGAAUUUCUUACAAAAUACGCCUCUAUUUUAAAUGCACAGUUAGAGAGACUCUGCGCGCAUGGGACGUUUUGGUUCACUUUUUACCAAAAUCAAACCAAAUCAACUAUAUUGAUUUUUUCAACUAAUAUAUAUAUUGUAUAUUUAUAUAUUUAUAUUUUAAUGAUAUGUAAUGAUUUAAUCUAAAAAUGAUUUAACUUACUGUAGUAAUAAAAUAAUAUUAAAAGACAUACCAGAAAUAAGAAUUUUAUUAAUUAUUUUCAAGACAUCAGAAAUGGAAUUGAUACCUUAUCAUUGUUUGCAGGUUUCUUGUCCCAACCUGAAAGAGCUAGAACUCGAUGGGGCUAACAGCAUAACUGCUCUGUGCUCUCACCAACUUCCAACUGCUUACUUCAGCAAACUUGAAAUAAUUGAAGUAUGGGAUUGUGGAAAUUUGAGAAACUUGAUGUCUCCGUCAGUGGCCAGAGAUCUUCUGAAUCUCCAAACAUUACGGAUAAUAUCCUGCGAAUCAAUGGAAGAAGUGAUUACAGAAGAGGAACAACAAGCAGAUGAAAUCAUGACAAAUGAGCCCUUAUUUCCCCUAUUGGAAGAGUUGACUCUUUACCGUUUGCAAGAGCUGAGGCAUUUCAUUCUUCCUCUGGCAAGCGUAAAUUCUUCCAUUUUGUCCGGUGUCUACCUGUUCCUCCUAUGUAGUUACUCCAAAAGAAUUGUGCAAUAAUCUUCUGAAUAUGAUUCAGUACAUUCAACGGAGGAUUCAUUACCUACAAACAAUGAAUGGGUAUGCUCUGGAGAACAUGUUUAAUCAAUAUUGCUCUGCUUCCGUAUGAUAACAAUUUUCCUUUC